CGUUCAAAACGGCACGACUAGCCCUGCAUUAGGGAGAACCCCAUGUCGUGACAUUGUUCUAUCUACUGGUGCACGACUAACCCUGGAUGCACAUUGACGCCUCAAGUUCCUGCCUUCGCGACUGAAUUCGCUUCAUAUGAGAAGGGAACCCUUUUGAAGGUGCGCCACCUUGAAGGUCGCUUACUUAUAUUCUUUGAGGAGGCUUGUUCACCCACACGAAUAAUGAGAUCUAGUCCCUUAUUUGUAAGCUGAGCAUGAAUAAUGCAGUGCGGCUUACCACUUCUCACCCUGGGUCAAUACAGGGGCGAUCUUUGACAAAAUAUACACCGCGUCUACCGGGAUACAGUCUCCAAAUAUGUGUCAGCCAACUAGCAACAGCAGGAAUAAAAGCUAACGUGUUGGCAAAUUAAUUUUCCAAUAUUCUCAGAACUUGAACAUGGCAGAUCUCAGCGUAGCGACGACAAUGUCUCUCUCCGGACGCAUAGGUUUGAUUACUGGAGGCGGAACGGGGAUAGGACUCAGCAUCGCAAAAGCUUUUGCUGCGGCAGGAGCGAAAGUAUAUAUUACCGGCCGAAGGUUGGACGUUCUGGAGAAAGCCGCUACAUCUGUCACAGGUGUGGCGGGAUCUAUUGUCCCGUUCCAAAUGGACGCGACAGAUGAAGAAAGCGUAAAGGCUGGUGUUAAGCACGUCGAAGGAAUUGACGGCAAGCUUGACAUCCUCGUGAACAAUGCCGGUUUCGCCGCCUCCCUUCGCGAUCCCGACUUCUUUACAAAGAAGUUGUCGGCAAGUGACCCCUUUGAGCCCGAAACGGUACAGAAUUGGGCAGAUAUGUUUGCGCUGAACACCAUCACGCCGUUCUUUGUCGUCCGGGCCUUCCAAUCUCUUCUCAUCAAAGGAGCACACUCUCGCCCACAGGGAACAUCGAGCGUCAUUAAUAUCAGCAGCAUAGCAGCAAAUAUACGGUCGUCGCCAGGUGGAAUUUCGAUGGCGUACGCGCCAACGAAAGCCGCUUUGAACCACCUCACCCUCACUCUCGGGACGAGCUUUGGUACUAGGGACAUUCCCAUUCGUGUGAAUGCGAUCUCGCCUGGGCCGUUUGAAUCGCAAUUGACGUCUCCCGAAUUCUUGGAGUUGCUUAGGACGUCGAUCAUGCCUGGGUUGGUGGCGCAGAUACCUGCGAGAAGGCAUGGGAGCGAAGCAGAGAUGGGUAUGACUGCAGUGCUCUUGGCGGUCUCUGACUAUACGAAUGGAGCCAUCCUGCGUAUCGACGGUGGAAUUUCGUUAGUAAACCCGUAAUUAUCUGUACUUGUAUGUAGACAACGGAGUCGCUUUUAGAAACCAGCUCGCUCUUCGACUGUUAAGCUUCAUUUCCA
Molecule: messenger RNA, 1374 nt
Organism: Desarmillaria tabescens
Lineage: Eukaryota; Fungi; Basidiomycota; Agaricomycetes; Agaricales; Physalacriaceae
Exons: 7
Coding region: 437-1297 (286 amino acids)
Source: RefSeq, a predicted model, not a curated record